Molecule: messenger RNA, 2762 nt
Organism: Anguilla rostrata (American eel)
Lineage: Eukaryota; Metazoa; Chordata; Actinopteri; Anguilliformes; Anguillidae
Product: rho-related GTP-binding protein RhoA-C
Exons: 5
Coding region: 157-738 (193 amino acids)
Biological process (GO): small GTPase-mediated signal transduction
Cellular component (GO): cytosol
Molecular function (GO): GTP binding; protein kinase binding; GTPase activity
Source: RefSeq, a predicted model, not a curated record
CGGUCGCUCAUAUUCAUAGACUGCUCAUAUUACACAGAUUUCUAUUGGUAGAGAUCGCGUGCAGGUAGGCGGGAGUUAUUGGCGUGUAAUGAGAAGAGGCGGGGCUUUAGGGUUGGACAGAAAAAGAAGGAAAGCGGAGACACCCGAGAAAACACGAUGGCUGCGAUCCGUAAGAAGCUGGUGAUCGUCGGGGAUGGCGCCUGCGGGAAGACCUGCUUGCUCAUUGUCUUCAGCAAGGACCAGUUCCCCGAGGUGUACGUGCCGACGGUGUUCGAGAACUACGUGGCGGACAUAGAGGUGGACGGCAAACAGGUAGAGCUGGCUUUGUGGGAUACAGCAGGGCAGGAGGACUAUGACAGGCUCCGCCCCCUCUCCUACCCUGACACUGAUGUCAUCCUCAUGUGCUUCUCCAUCGACAGCCCCGACAGCCUGGAGAACAUUCCGGAGAAGUGGACUCCGGAGGUGAAGCACUUCUGUCCCAAUGUUCCGAUCAUCCUGGUGGGGAACAAGAAGGACCUGCGGAACGACGAGCACACGCGUCGGGAACUGGCCAAGAUGAAGCAGGAACCGGUGAAGCCAGAAGAGGGGCGGGACAUGGCGAACCGCAUCAAUGCAUUCGGCUACCUGGAGUGCUCAGCCAAGACCAAGGACGGCGUGCGGGAGGUUUUUGAGAUGGCCACCAGGGCGGCGCUGCAGGCCAAGAAGCGCGGAAAGAAGAGCGGCUGCCUGCUGCUAUAGAGGGCCGCGGACAGGGGAAGGGCGGGGCAGGGGGGCGGGGAGAGGGUUGCGAGGUGCAGGGAAGUUUAAAGGGAGAAGGCAGCACGGCCCCACGGGGCUGCAGCAGACUGAGAAAGAGCUGCUUUCACCGGCCAGCGCGAGAGAGGGAGAGACUUUUCAGAUCGCAGAUGAAAAGAAAAGGCUUCUGUCAUCCCUCAGAAGAGAGACGGUUGUUGCGGUGAGAAGACGAGUGCGUGCGUUUCCCUCCGCGUGCUCGCAGGGGUUCUGUCUGCGUGUCUGUGUAGAUAUGUAAGUGUGGGUCUGUCUGGUCUGCCAUUUUCUACUGAUGUCCGAGUCUGUGGCGGAGCGUUUGAGGGCAUUGAUUCCCCUCUUGUUUAAAGUAUCUGCUGUUCCCCAAACUGGGUCUGGAACCCCUCCCUGCACCUCUCCUCUCUCCCACAGUCCCUUUUCUGGGUUUCCACACAUCAGGCACCAGUCAGGCGUAGCAACAAAAAAAAUAAAAUAAAAUAAGGAACUGGACAAAAGUACCAUUGAUCCGGUUAAAUAGUUGAACCAACCAGCAGUUUAUUUUUUGAGUUAUUGAAAUAUCUACUGUUUUUAAAAGUUUGCAUUUACAUAUAAAAUCCAUUUUGAAAAAUGACAAAAAAACAAGAUAAUGCUAAUGCAUUUUGUGAGUGUUUUUCUAUGCUUGUUUGUGGGUUGUAGAUUUUUAAUUAAAUUGAGUAGCUUGGUUUCAGCUGAUUUUGUCUGAGUGGGGUGUAGAUUUAAUAGGAGUUUGUGAGAAUAAGACAACACUUGUUGAGCACCUACAGAAGCCCUUCUGCAUAUAGGGUUUGGAAAGGCAUGUCGUUUUGUAAUUGGUACAGAAUAAAGGUUUUUAGAAAAAUUCAGAUAAUUUGCUGUUUGCCUGUGCAUCGGUCCGCUCUGCGUUUGGAGUGUGGGAGUGGAGCCGCUCUGCGUUUGGAGUGUGGGAGUGGAGCCGCUCUGCGUUUGGAGUGUGGGAGUGGAGCAGCUCUGUGUUUGGAGUGUGGGAGUGGAGCCGCUCUGCGUUUGGAGUGUGGGAGUGUGGGCGUUGGUCCGCUCUGCGUUUGGAGUGUGGGAGUGUGGGAGUGGAGCUGCUCUGUGUUUGGAGUGUGGGAGUGGAGCCGCUCUGUGUUUGGAGGGUGGGAGUCUGGGAGUGGAGCCGCUCUGUGUUUGGAGUGUGGGAGUGGAGCCACUCUGCGUUUGGAGUGUGGGAGUGGAGCUGCUCUGUGUUUGGAGUGUGGGAGUGUGGGAGUCGAGCCGCUCUGUGUUUGGAGUGUGGGCGUCGGUCCACUCUGCGUUUGGAGUGUGGGAGUGGAGCCGCUCUGUGUUUGGAGUGUGGGAGUGUGGGAGUGGAGCCGCUCUGUGUUUGGAGUGUGGGAGUGUGGGAGUGGAGCCGCUCUGUGUUUGGAGUGUGGGAGUGUGGGAGUGGAGUCGCUCUGUGUUUGGAGUGUGGGAGUGGAGCUGCUCUGCGUUUGGAGUGUGGGAGUGUGGGAGUGGAGCCGCUCUGUGUUUGGAGUGUGGGAAUGUGGGCGUCGGUCUGCUCUGUGUUUGGAGUGUGGGAGUCGAGCCGCUCUGUGUUUGGAGUGUGGAUGUCACUGUACAAAAAUCCACUUCUCCCUCCAUUAAAAAGAAAAACUCUUUUUCCCUCUAUUAUUGUUAUGAUGAUUAUGAUUUGUUAUUAUCUGUUUCUUUAUUUGUUCUUGUACUGUAUAUUUAACCGUGUGAAAUUAUACUUGCUUGUCCUGAAUUUAUUAUUCCUCCUUUGAAAAGUUUAAAACCUUAAAAACAUUACAAAAUUAAAUAUAUAAAAGAAUAAAAUAAAUUAUAUUCAUUUGGGUAUUACAUCUUUUUUUAAGUAUCAUGCAUAAAAUGUUGUAUAAUGUAAUGCAGAAAAAAGAACAUUACCUUGAUGCAGAAAAGCUUUUGUACAAAUAAUGAAUCUUGAAAUUUCCCCAGUCCGCUUUUAAAAGUACUUUGAAAAUAAAUUGCUUUUAGGGUAA